Messenger RNA from Durusdinium trenchii, 528 nucleotides. Lineage: Eukaryota; Dinophyceae; Suessiales; Symbiodiniaceae. The record is from the annotation of a GenBank genome assembly.
AUGGCAGCGGUGGGUGUAAACCAUCCGGCGCCCUUGAGUGUGGAUUUGAAAAGCCCUCCAGUGGAUGUGAAUGGUCCCAUUGACGCCAGAGAUAUCGAGCUGGUGCAACAGACCUUUGCGCGAGUCGCCAUGUUGGGCAGCAACACGGUGGGAAGGCUGCUUUUUAUGAACAUUUUCAAGAUCGCUCCGGGUGCGGUGAAGCUCUUCCCCUUGGCGAACUGCGAGGCCAACAUGUGGCGGCCUGGCAGCGCCCUGGAGGUGCACGUUUUGAAGGUUGUGGAGACGAUCGCCACCGCUGUGUCGCUGUUAAAGGAUCUAGACACCUUGGUCCCAAUCCUCCAAGAACUUGGCUUAAAGCACGUGGGCUACGGGGUGCAGAAGGCGCACUACGAUGUGGUUGGCCAGGCCUUAAUCGCGACACUUGACGUGACAUUGGGCCGCCACUUUACCGAGCCGGUGAAGAACGCCUACUUGAAGGUGUGGACAGUGAUCAAAGACACCAUGAUCUCUGACAACUACAAGUCCUGA